This is a messenger RNA of Monoraphidium neglectum, 744 nucleotides long. RefSeq names its product NTPase. NCBI's taxonomy places the organism in Eukaryota, Viridiplantae, Chlorophyta, Chlorophyceae, Sphaeropleales, Selenastraceae. Bases 1 to 744 code for a protein of 247 amino acids. Gene Ontology annotation, molecular function: ribonucleoside triphosphate phosphatase activity. Gene Ontology annotation, biological process: thiamine metabolic process. The transcript has 4 exons. The record is from RefSeq and is a predicted model, not a curated record.
AUGCUCGCGGGCGGCCGCAAGGCUGCGGAGCGCCCGCUGAUCGUGCUGGUCGGAAGCAGCAACCCAGUCAAGAUCGCCGCCGUCGCCGCGGCCGUCCGCGCGUGCGGCCUCGCGCCCGCGACGCGCCCGCUCGAGGUCCGCGGCGUGCCGUCCUUGUCCGGCGUGAGCGACCAGCCGGUGGGUGAUGACGAGACGCUGCGCGGGGCCGUCAACAGAGUCUUGCACAUGCAGGCGUCUCAUCAGCCAUGCAGCGGCAGCAGCGGCGGCGGUGUCGGCGGCGGUGUCGGCGGCGGCGGCGGCGUAGAGUCAGAAAGUGGCGCCGGAGGGCCGCACCUGCUGGUGGCGAUAGAGGGUGGCGUGCUGUGGCGGCCGGCCGGGUAUGGCAACCCAGGCGGCGGCGGCGGCAGCGGAAGUGGGAGUCACCAAGGCGUUGGGGAGCUGUAUUGCAUGGCGUGGUGCGCCGCCAAGUCGCCGCUCUCAGGCACGAUCAGUAAGGCGCGCUCGGCCGAGUUCCAGCUGCCGCCCGCGCUGGCCGCAUUAGUCAACGAGGGCUUGGAGCUCGGCGCGGCAGACGACAAGGUGUUUGGGCGGAUGCAAUCGGGGCAGGGCACGGGGACGAUCGGCAAGCUGACCAACGGGCUCAUCACGCGGGAACAGUACUACACGCAUGCCGUGCAGAUGGCGCUGGUGCCCUUCUUGAACCCCGAGCUGUACCCAGGGGUUGCGGGUCCCCUCGAGCCGUGA